Messenger RNA from Morchella importuna, 645 nucleotides. RefSeq lists its product as uncharacterized. Bases 1 to 645 code for a protein of 214 amino acids. Lineage: Eukaryota; Fungi; Ascomycota; Pezizomycetes; Pezizales; Morchellaceae. Gene Ontology annotation, molecular function: protein binding. The record is from RefSeq and is a predicted model, not a curated record. The transcript is spliced from 3 exons. Gene Ontology annotation, biological process: endonucleolytic cleavage in ITS1 to separate SSU-rRNA from 5.8S rRNA and LSU-rRNA from tricistronic rRNA transcript (SSU-rRNA, 5.8S rRNA, LSU-rRNA); ribosomal large subunit biogenesis; ribosomal large subunit export from nucleus. Gene Ontology annotation, cellular component: nucleus; nucleolus; preribosome, large subunit precursor.
AUGCCUACAGCAAUGGAAAUAGAUACCAAAAUGGAGAGAUUACCUGUUCUGGUAGAGAAGCCGAUUCCUCUUGAAUUCGACAUGGGCAAUCUCUGCGCUUUCGAUACCAACCCCCUCGAUCCUGCAGCCUAUAAAGAAUCCCUUGAGCAAUGUCUCCAGGAAGCAGCUCGUGACGGUGCACAAGCGCUCAUCAACCAGGUCUUAACCACGAUUACGCUAAAGAGCACUCCUGAUGGCGUAUACGCUGAGCUACCGGAACCAGUGACGCCACUGCCCAGAGAGAAGCCGAUUCCAAAGGCGAAGGAGCCCACGAAGUGGGAGCUAUUCGCCAAGAAGAAGGGCAUCAAGGCCAAAGAGAAGGAUGGCAAGCUCGUCUACGACGAGGAGAAGGGCGAAUGGGUUCCUAAAUGGGGCUACAAGGGUAAAAACAAGGAUGGCGAAGGGGACUGGAUCGUUGAAGUCGAUGAGAAGAAGCAGAAAAAGAGGACCGGCGAGGAGGAGGAUGUGGACCCAAGAUCUCUGAGCCGUGCAGAGAGGAUAGAAAGAAUCAAGAAAAAUGAGAGGCAAAUGAAGAAGAAUGAGAAGAGGGCUGUUACUGGUGGAAAAGUAUGGGCUCCGAAGGGUGCUGGUGUCAAGAAGAGGUAA